GCAGGGUCGGAGGUUAGGGGAGAGCUUCCUGGGGCAAGCUGUGCCCGCCCCACCCCCGACAGCCACCGUCCAGCAGCCGGAGUGAGCGCCCACCGUGUCUCAGCCCGGUGCCUGCCCUCACGGAGCUCCCCGUCUACCUGGGGAUGCUCCUUACACGCUAAGCACGAGCUCAGAGAGUGGCUUGGGGCUGCAAGAAAAUACGGCAUGGCAGUGUUGUGAUGGGGAAGGGAAGACAGACAGCCAGGCCGAGGAGGUGGCGACACGAGAGGGUUUAGAAGAGAGACUCCCGCAGCCUCUGCCAGCGUCCCACGCCCAGCCGGCUACGGGGCCGGCAGGGUUAAGCCGCGGGCCGGCAGGGAAGUAGUCCCGGCCGGACGCCCAGCCCCGCCCCGCCGGCGGAGGGACGCAUCACGCAGGGGUGGGGAAGUCGGAUCCGUGCGCAGGGUUGCUAAGGGUGAAACUUUUCAUUGACUUUGCUCACUUCUGGCCGGGGCGCGGGAGGGUGCGGGUCGUGCGCAGAGAAAAGCUAGUGGCUCGGGCGACGCGGGGCCAGGAGGGCCAGGUCGUCCGCCAACUACAGCAGUCCGUCCUCCGCCCCGCGACGSGAGCCACCCUCUGGGCSGCCAUCCUAGUGUUGUYGCCGCGGGCCGGCCUGCCCGCGGUCCGUCCGCCCCUGCCGSCGAGUCCGACCUCCAAAAAAGCUGAAAGAAUUAUAUUAGGAGUUAUAGCCCGUAACCUCCUCCUUGCUCCCAGCCCUCAACGACGAAAAGGACACAUCGGCCCCCGGCCUCGCAGCGCCGGAGAAAGCAGGGAAAGCGACCUCUGCCCCGGGCCCAGGACCACCCUGGCAGGAGAAGACACCUGGCGACCGGCAGCCCAUCCCGCCGCCGCGGAGACCCGACAUCUCCAAACACUUGAUAAAUCUGAUCCAGUGCYGAGAACAGGUGGUCAGACAGUCCCUGGGAAACAGAGUGAUGAUGGGUCCCCAGCUGGAGACUACAGGAACCAUCUGGAGCCCAAGUCUGCCCAUCUUACAUCUGCAACCACUUCCCUUGGCCUGUGCACGUGCCCUGCACUGAUUCUCUGCCUAGGAAAGGACCAUGCAGUUAGAGAUUAAAGUGGCCCUGAACUUCAUCAUCUCCUAUUUAUACAACAAGCUGCCCCGGCGCCGGGCAGACCUGUUUGGAGAGGAGCUCGAGCGACUUUUGAAAAAGAAAUAUGAAGGCCACUGGUACCCUGAUAAGCCACUCAAGGGCUCUGGCUUCCGCUGCGUCCACAUUGGGGAGAUGGUGGACCCUGUGGUAGAGCUGGCUGCCAAGCGGAGCGGGCUGGCAGUGGAGGAUGUGCGGGCCAACGUGCCUGAGGAACUGAGUGUCUGGAUUGACCCUUUUGAAGUGUCCUACCAGAUUGGUGAGAAGGGGGCUGUAAAAGUGCUGUACCUGGAUGACAGUGAGGGCAGUGGUGCCCCAGAGCUGGACAAGGAGAUCAAGAGCAGCUUCAACCCUGAUGCUCAGGUAUUUGUGCCCAUUGGCAGCCAGGACAGCUCUCUGUCCAAUUCCCCCUCGCCGUCCUUCRRCCARUCACCCAGCCCYACYUUCAUCCCUCGCUCUGCCCAGCCCAUCACUUUCACCAYYGCCUCUUUCGCUGCCACCAAAUUUGGCUCUACCAAGAUGAAGAAGGGUGGUGGGGCAUCUAGUGGUGGGGGCGUGGCCAGCAGUGGGGCAAGUGGCCAGCAGCCACCACAGCAGCAGCCUCGCAUGGUCCGCUCACCCACCAACAACCUGCUGAAGCACAAGAGCCUCUCUUUGUCUAUGCAUUCACUGAACUUCAUCACAGCCACCUCGGCCCCUCAGUCCCAGCUCUCACCCAAUGCCAAGGAGUUCGUGUACAAUGGUGGUGGCUCGCCCAGCCUCUUUUUUGAUGCGGCUGAUGGCCAGGGCAGUGGCACCUCAGCACCCUUUGCGGGUGGUGGGGCCAGCACCUGUAACAGCAGCAGCUUCGAUAUGGCCCAGGUAUUUGGAGGUGGCACCAACAGCCUUUUCCUGGAGAAGACACCCUUUGUGGAAGGCCUGAGCUACAACCUGAACACCAUGCAAUACCCCAGCCAGCCGUUCCAGCCUGUUGUGUUGGCCAACUGACCACUCCUCCACCCAGAGGGCCAAGAGCACCCACGACCACAGAUAAGAAAAAGGAAAGGAGAGGAAAGGCCAAAAAAAAGAGGAAAAGAAAA
Urocitellus parryii (Arctic ground squirrel) is the source of this 2230-nucleotide messenger RNA. RefSeq names its product transducer of ERBB2, 2 (gene Tob2). The record is from RefSeq and is a predicted model, not a curated record. Gene Ontology annotation, molecular function: transcription corepressor activity. NCBI's taxonomy places the organism in Eukaryota, Metazoa, Chordata, Mammalia, Rodentia, Sciuridae. Gene Ontology annotation, biological process: regulation of gene expression. Gene Ontology annotation, cellular component: nucleus; cytoplasm.